AUGGGGAACCUAUUUGUACUUACGUUUGUGAACUUUCGCCUAAUAAAUGGGAUUAAGAGGACUACAGCAAAGGAGACGAAGAGCUUGAAUUCGGAGUUGCUUGUGGGAGGAUUGGUUGGUGGGGAACCUAUUUGUACUUACGUUUGUGAACUUUCGCCUAAUGCUACAAUGGGACAUGAUGAAGAGCUUGAGCGUGUUCGGGGUCUAAGAUGGUUUUAUCUCCGCUUCUCUGACAUUUUACUGGAUAUGCAGAAUUAG
Molecule: messenger RNA, 258 nt
Organism: Ilex paraguariensis (yerba mate)
Lineage: Eukaryota; Viridiplantae; Streptophyta; Magnoliopsida; Aquifoliales; Aquifoliaceae
Source: the annotation of a GenBank genome assembly